GGAGGGCGGGGAGCGGGGCCGGGACUGGUAGCGACGUGAGCCCUUUGUGGGUGAAGCUGUCUUCCGCACCGCUUUCCUUGCCGGAGCCGUAGGGGCCGCGCCGCCACCGCUGAGGGGCAUCGGCCCCGCGUCCUCCGGCCGUGGCGGGCGCCUGGGCAGAGCCGCCGGCAGCAUGCGGUGCCCCCUGCUGCUCCUCCGCCGCCGCCGCCUCCCUGCACAGCCGCUGCUCUAGAGCCCGGCGCGGUGGGGCAAUGGGCAGCGCUGCCCGCUGAGCAGCGGCGGUGCCGUGCGAGGCGCGGGAAUGUGGCGGCGGGCGGAGGGCAGCGGACGGAGCGGGGCGCGUCCCUCGGCAGGGCCCUGUGGAGCGCCCAGCCCCGCGUCCCUGCGCAGCGCCCAGCCAACGGGCGGCGGAGCGGGCCUGGCCGGGGCCGUCCUCCUGAUGGGGCUGGUGGCGGUCCUGCUGCCCUGUGCCCGGGCUCAGCUAAGUAUCAGGCAACAGCCUAUGAAUGUUGCUCCAUCUACAGGGUCUUUUCCUAACUGGAGAUCUAUACUGUCACCAACAAGGCCUUCCUCAGAAGCUAAGACUUCCUCAAUAGCUGAUAUUUCUAUGGGACAAACUUUGGAGAAUGCAAACUUGCUUCAGAUGAUUAAAACAACGCUGACUGGCACACGUACCAGGACUUUGGAUGAAACUCAUCUGUUGCCCACUCUCUAUCAAGGCAGUGGAAACAGUGCAUCCCAGGAACCUGCUGAAGUUUCAGCUGAGUCACCUCUAAGGUCAUCAGCUCAAGAUGCAGAUGAAACAGCUGCUGUAUCAGUGUUAUCUGGCGUAUCUUCUGGUGCAAUACCUACAGUAGGAACUUCAGAAGCAAAACCACUAACAAGAAAAUCAUCUCCAGCUUCACCAGUGCCAGCUUCUUCCUUCUUUUUUCUAGGCACUGAAAACACCUCUUUGCCAUCUGUGAUGGCUUUAAGCACACCCAUACUGACCCUAAUGAAAAAUAACACUGCCACAAAACUAGCCUCAGAUGUAAGCUCAGUAGGAGCACAGACAGAGUUCCCUUUUGCAACAACAAACACAACUGCAUCACCUGUGGACACGACAGCUAUACUCAUAACCCCUAAAAGCAGCUCAGUCACAGCUUCCACACUUGCACCCACAGCACAUGUCACAAGGCAGAUAGAAACAGCAGCCACUGACACCCAGAAGUUCCCAAGCUCAGAAAUGACCAAAACGUCAACCCCAUACCCACUGACGAUUACAGCAGCUUUGACAUCUAUUACAGCAUCAGCGAAAACAACUAGGCUAAGCCCUGCUCCCGUGGAAAGCACCUCUGCUCCUCCCGAAACCACGGCAGCAGCCGCUUUCGCUAACAUGACAGCAGCCCCUCCUCUGGACUGUCGGCUCUCCAGGAACCUUAUGGUUAAAACAGUUCUGUUUCUGAACACAAGGAGGAUGCUCAUCAGCAGUCCCUUCAAGGAGAGUGUGAGAAGAGGACUCAACCAAGUGCUGAGACAAGCUUUCAACCAAAAUGUCAGCGUACAGAUUGAAAUUCUGGAGCAAUCAAAUAACGUAACGGUUGGCUACUACGUUACACGAGGGAGACUGGUCUUUAUGCCAGCUGCUGUAAUUGAGAGGCUGCUUGCAUAUGGCAUUAGUAAUGCCACAGCAGACAUAAAGCAGCAUGUGCCACAUCUCCAGUCCGUGGCAGCCCUAGCCCUGCCGUGGAAGCCUCUUCCCGCAUACCACUUCCAGCUGAAAACAGAGCUGCAGUUUGUGGGUCAGACAGACAAUAUACAGUCAUGCAAAUUUGCUCAGACCAUGGAGCAACGGUUACAGAGAGCGUUCCAGGAUGCUGAAAGAAAAGUCUUAAACACCAGCAACAACCUAACAGUUCAGAUUUUGAACACCUCCAACAUCUCCCAGGCUGUCACUCUGUUUUAUGUAGUGAACAAUCAAAGCACAACUCUAAAUGGCACUGUUUCCAGCAACCUUCUCAAUCAGCUGUCUGCUGAGCUGGUGGGUUUCUACCUAACCUACCCACCCCUCACCAUUGCAGAAUCCUUGGAGUAUCCAAACCUUGAUGUCUCAGAGUCAACUAGAGACUACUGGGUGAUAACAGUUAUUCAAGGGGUUGAUAUUGCAUUACUUGGACUGAACAACCAGAGCUUUGCAAGAUUAAUGGAGCAGCGUUUGGCCCCACUCUUUAUGAUGUCACAUCAGCAAGGAAGGCGAUUCAAACGUGCCACUACUGUGGGCAGCUACACUGUGCAGAUGGUAAAAAUCCAACGUAUUCCAGGACCCAAGGAGCCAGCUGAACUGACAUACUAUACUUUAUACAAUGGGAAGCCUCUGCUGGGCACUGCAGCUGCCAAAAUAUUGAGCACCGUUGACUCCCAGCGGAUGGCCUUGACACUGGGUUAUGUUAUUCAAGUUCAAGCUGAUCCUGUGGUGAAGAACCCCCCAAACAACCUGUGGAUCAUUGCAGCGGUGCUGGCUCCCAUUGCUGUGGUUACAGUUAUCAUUAUCAUCAUCACAGCAGUUCUGUGCAGAAAGAACAAGAAUGACUUCAAACCAGACACCAUGAUGAACCUGCCUCAGAGAGCUAAACCAGUACAAGGCUUUGACUAUGCCAAGCAACACUUAGGUCAGCAGGGAGCUGAAGAUGAGGUUCUACCUGUAACUCAGGAGACUGUCGUACUUCCACUUCCAGUUAGAGAUGCUCCGUCUUCUCAAGAGAGAGAAAUUACUCAGGAUGGGAGCACCAUCAAAACUGCCAAAUCCAAUGAAACAAGGAAAAGCCGAUCCCCGAGUCAGAAUGGCUCCAUCCUCAGCAAUGGGUCAGGGAAGCCCAGCUCCAGCCGGAGCUCCCUCCAGAAAGUAAUGGCACCUCAAAAAGUGGCAAAAGAUGAAGGAAGGAAGAGAAACGUGCCCCUAAGUGAUGAAGAGGAAGGAGGCAUUCUCUUUGACAACAUUGCGAAAUCUGCCAUUGACCCCUUUGACACCUCUUCUGGAUCGGUGCAGCUGAUUGCUAUCAAGCCUGUGGCGCUGCCUGCUGUUCAUGCUGCGUCAGAUAGGAGCCAGGAAUCUGCUAUUAUUAAUGGAGAGGUGAACAAGGCUUUGAAGCAGAAGUCCGACAUAGAACAUUACCGCAACAAGCUGCGUUUGAAAGCCAAGAGGAAGGGGUACUAUGACUUCCCACAGGUUGAUAACAAGGGGCUGACAGAGCGAAAAAGGAUGUAUGAAAAAAAUCAGAAAGAGCUUGAGCACAUUUUGGAUCCAGAUGCAGAUGUCUCCUCUCCUUUUGCUGAGCCUAAGAACAGGCAACCAGUGAAGAAUUCAGUAUACAGAAGCAGGCAGUCCUUGAACAGUCCUAGCCCAGGAGAAACAGAGAUGGAUCUUCUCGUGACUCGAGAAAGACCUAGGCGUGGAAUCCGUAACAGUGGAUAUGAUACUGAGCCCGAAAUUAUAGAAGAAACAAAUGUUGACCGUGUCAAUGAGCCUCGGAGUUACGUCAGGUCCCGUCAGGCCAAAGGCCACUCGGAGACCUCAACUUUAAGUUCUCAGCCCUCCAUUGAUGAGGUCCGACAGCAGAUGCAUAUGCUCUUGGAAGAGGCUUUCAGCCUGGCCUCUGCAGGCCACGGAGGACAGAGCAGGCAGGAGGCAUACAGCUCAGCACCGCACCUGCCCUACUCGGAGGUUGUGACCAGUGCCCCUGGUACCAUGACCCGUACUAGAGGGGGAGUACAGUGGGUACCCACAUACAGACCAGAAAUGUAUCAGUACAGUUUACCAAGACCAGCUUACAGAUUUUCUCAGCUUCCUGAGAUGGUAAUGGGUUCUCCUCCUCCUCCAGUCCCUCCCAGGACGGGUCCUGUGGCUGUUGCUUCUCUCAGGAGGUCUACAUCAGAUAUUGGCAGUAAAGUGAGAAUACCUGAAUCCAGUGGGGCAGAUCAGGCUCAGCAUCAUGAUCAAGCAUCUUUUGCACCUGGCUCGAGAGCUCAGAUGUCUGUUGGUCCACUUGAUCAAUCAGCUUUUCACUCAGGAAAUACAGUACCAGCAGUGUUUGCCAUACCAGCAGCAAACCGACCUGGCUUCACAGGCUACUUUAUCCCAACACCACCCACUGCAUACAGGAACCAAGCCUGGAUGCCCUAUGCUGGAGAGAAUGAAUUACCUGGGCAGUGGGCAGACUCAGUGCCACUGCCAGGGUACAUCGAGGCUUAUCCACGGCCCCGCUACCAACAUAAUUCUCCUUCGCGCCUCCCUCGCCAGUACAGCCAGCAGGCAAGCAUGCAUCCCAGCCUGGAACAAGCUCCUCUGCCCUCCACUGCAGCUUCUCAGCAGAGCCUGACAGAAAAUGACCCGUCUGAUGCCCCUCUCACCAACAUUUCUACAGCUGCUCUCGUAAAGGCAAUAAGAGAAGAAGUUGCUAAACUGGCCAAGAAGCAAACUGAUAUGUUUGAGUUCCAGGUCUAGUUCCUUUUGUGCACAGUAUUUGUUUCAUCCAACCUCGAGUAGCCAGGAAAGCGACUCCUUUAAUUUUCUGUCAUGAACUUGCAAUGAAUUGUGCCAAGGUGAUGGCAUUUUUCUCUGUCUGAAAAGUCAGCACUAUGAAGUGACUUAAAGUAGAGCAGCAGGACUCUGAAGAUACUUAAUACUGCUUGCCAGCUAAGGAAAUGAUGCCAGGUAACUUUUUAAUACGGCUAAGAUUGUUCAUAUGCAAUUGUCACUUAACUUUCACAUUGCCAUUCAUUGUCACUGGAGAUGCUGCUGAGCGUGUCUGUGCCACACAAUAUUUCAUUUGCAGGCCCAAAGGCAGAGCUGCUGAAAAUAACUUCUGCAUGUCAAAACUUUGAUUAAAGAAGACAAUACCAUAGACCGUGGUUAGCUAAGUGUGGCAGUGGCAGUGUUAAUUCUUUGCUGCAGGACAUUGUAUAAAGGAUGCUGAUUUCAGCAAUGCAGUAAUUCAGCCUUUUCAUUCCAGAGGCCAUAUUCAAACCAAAAGAAUUUGAGAUGAGUAGGUAAUACAAAUAAAUGUCCUCUAAAUAGCCCUGGUUCUCCUCAUCCUAUUAACAGUACAAAGGAGUGAAAGAAGAGGCGACUGUGAAGAAGGUGGAUGAUAUUUUGAUAAUCACUGGCUACCUUAUCCUUUAGUGCCAUUGAUGAGUUAUGGAGGAGAUUUUUUUCAGCGUGAGGGAAUACAAUGCAUGAAGAACCAGCAAAGGAUAUUGGUGCUAGAAGCUUCCAGGAGAAAUGAAAAAAACAUUAUUCACCUUUGUUCUACAUUCAGGCUUUUCACUCUGAAUGCAUGGAAGCUGGUGAACCUCAGACCUUUGAGCAAGUCUCUCCAACCUGGAACAACAAAUACACCUGCUCGGACAAGAAAACCUCUGUGUAACACAAUACUUUUUUUCUCUUUCUUGAACAAUGUUAUCUAUUAAAAGGAUGCCAGAAAGUGCUACCUGAAGCUGCAGUUGAUUUUGAUUACACUGGAAUAGUGAAUGCACACCUAGGAAGUUCUGAAUGUAGAGGACCUGAUUAUUAUAUUAACGUGUAAAUAAGUAAGGAGUAACACAAAAACUAAUGUCCAGUGAAAAAGAAAGCAUUUACAGAAAUUAUGCUGACUUUACAUUGUGCAAGAUAAAGGUCACUAAUUGUUAAACUGCAUUGUUGUAUGAAUCCAGUCCCAAAAGAAGAUCAAGCCAGUCAAAUGGGAUAGUAAUUUAUCUUUUGCAGUUGUACAAACUUGUUGGAGACCACAAACAGUUGUUUUCAGUUCCUUUAGCAUUUACCUCUGGGAACUGAAGUUGUUGCAGAAUUUGUUGUGUUGGGCAUGUUUGAUGUCAACUGGACUUAACGGUAAUGUCCUUCAUUUCAGGAAGUUCUUUAGUUAUCCUCAGUUGCUUAUGCUUAUGUCUGAACAUUUCAUUUCCCUGAGUUUCUUUGGUCUUUACUGAGGUGAAAAAGGGCCCUUGGUUUAGCUUUUUGGCCAUCAGUCAAAUGAGAGGAAGAAAGAGAAGACUAGAAUAGGGGAUAGAAGAAGAAUAAAUUGCUGAAGCACAAACUUUCAAAGCAGAGCUAGUUUUCCCCCAAAAUAAUUGUCUUAUAAACCCUGACUGAGAUUGUGGUACGUAGCUAUCCUAGAAUAUACAGAUAUCUUCUGCUCCUGUAUCUUGAAUAUUGCAGAAGCUUUUGGAAUGCUAGCUACUCCCCCCCAAAAAAAGUGAAAUUUGAUUUUUAUUAUUUAAGAAUCAGCUAUAAAUAAAAUGUAUUUUUGUAAUUUCUAUGUACAUAUGUGCUGUAUAUUUAUAUGUGACUUGUCUGCUAUAGUCAGAAAAUGUCCAUAAACCAAGUGCAAAUUCAAAAGAAAAAAAAACAAAGCCCUCUGGUAAUUUAAAAGAUCAAUAUGAAAAUGCCAUGUCUGGAGUACAAAUAUAUAUAUUUGGGUGACUUGGAUGUGAAAGAACCAAAGAAAAUCAAUCUUUCCUAUGUGUCUUGUGAAGACAGAUUGCUGUCUCAGUUACCCAUCAGCUAAAUUAUACGAAAUAAUGCAGAGUAAUGCAAUAUAUCUAAAUGGUGUUGAAUUGAUAGCUGCCUAAAGAGUAUCACUCUUCAAAAUAACAACUUAAAAAUGCUGGGCCAAACUCAGUGUGCCACAAAAAGCCUAGUUCUGGUUGUCUUCAGUGAGAAGCUCGCUGAGAGCAAGGCUGAACUUCUCUGUUAGGGUUCAUCUACACAUGCAAGUUCCACCAGAAUCCCAUGUUUAUUUUUCAGUCCUGUAAAUCACUGCCAUGUAAGUACAGACACCACUGAAGAGCUAUUUAUUUAACCUAAACUGGUUCAUAACUGUUUUGACCUAACUUGGUAAGUGAACUCUACAGUAAAUUGUGUCAACCACAUUUUGCAUCAGCUUUAUUACUUCAGUUUUUAAGUUGUUCUUAGCCCGGUGAAAUUUUGUAAGUACCUAGGCCCUUCUAUGCAAUGCGACUGAAAUGUGCUGUGAAAUAAAUGUCUGUGUCUCAGACUCCAGUUUUGCAGAGUUACUUUGAAGCUGCAAGCAUGGAACAGCAGCAAUCACUUGGACGAGAGUGCUGAAGCCAUACAGCUGGGAAAGGUAAUGGUAUGAUGCAUUCCCAAAAGCCACAGGAGGUAGGACGUACCAGAUUUAAACAGCAUCUUGGGAACACUUAGCUCUGUUUGUACAUCUGUACCAAUUCUUAAGUUUAAUCAAUUUAGUAGUUCUGUCAGAAUAUAUGGGAGGGUAAAGCCUCAAAUAUCUGAUGAAGCAUAUAUCUGACCAUACUGGAAUGUAAAAAGUUUGGCAAUUAUGUAGAUGUACAGAGUUUGAAUGUCUACAUGCAAACAAAAUGAACAAAUAGGGAAAACCCAAAUCAUUUCAGUAAAGUUAAACAAAGUACUCUUCACACUAGUGAGAAAGACCUUUUUGACAUUCAAAAUCAGUUUUGUUUGGUAUUGUAUCGAGAAUGUGCAGUCUGCUGAAUUUCCCCCAAGCCAUCACUCUGAAACCAUUGUGGUGCACUUUAUUCACAGACAUCUUCCCUUCUUCAUGCAUAAUGACUUUUUAUCCUGAUUGUAUUAUUUUGUUCUGGUUUAAGUACAAUGUAAGGACAUUCCCUGGGAAAGAAAAAAUCAUGCUGUAUCAUUUAUACUGUCUGAGCACAAAGCAAUGAUAAAGUGAAAAUAUAGUGUACAAAUAAUUUGUAAUAUAAUAAACAUUUUGUAUGGCUACAAUUACAA
Molecule: messenger RNA, 7762 nt
Organism: Pogoniulus pusillus (Red-fronted tinkerbird)
Lineage: Eukaryota; Metazoa; Chordata; Aves; Piciformes; Lybiidae
Product: KIAA1549 like
Exons: 21
Coding region: 302-4480 (1392 amino acids)
Source: RefSeq, a predicted model, not a curated record